Molecule: messenger RNA, 3822 nt
Organism: Durio zibethinus
Lineage: Eukaryota; Viridiplantae; Streptophyta; Magnoliopsida; Malvales; Malvaceae
Product: serine/threonine-protein kinase CTR1-like
Biological process (GO): protein phosphorylation
Molecular function (GO): ATP binding; protein serine/threonine kinase activity
Source: RefSeq, a predicted model, not a curated record
CCACCCGGGGAAGACACGGGCGCGUGAGUUUACGUGUUGGUUCAUUUAUCCAUGUUUUUUUGACAAAGAGGAAUGUAGCAGUACUGCAGUGGGCAGGAGCCACUAGCUCUGAGGCAGCCAAAGAAACCCAAAGGGGUAAAUCUUUAUAUUUGGCGAAAGAAAAAUAUGAAAAAGAAAAAUAAAUCAUCCAAUCAGCGUUUGAACCAGAAAUCUGGCUUUUCGAAAUUACCCCAAAAAAACCAAAGAAAAAAUAGAAGAAACUUCGAGACAACUACGAUUCGCCAUCGAAUAAAAGUGGGAUUGAUUUCUGUUUCUUUCACUCUCCGACAAUGGAAGUCUAGAAGGAGAGAAAAAAAAAGGAACUUGGUAAAAAAAGGUUUACGAAAAAGAAAAAAAAUUAUUGAGAAAAAAGGCUAAAAGCUUGGAAAUCUUCAAUAAUGGUGGUUCCUAGGGUUUCUAGGGUUUUGUGAUCCGUGAUUGCUCUACAGAUUAUCAAUGGAAAUGUCCGGUCGAAGAUCCAGCUACUCUCUCCUUAGCCAGUAUCCAGACGACCAGUACUCCGUGUCCAUAUCUGGUGCUCUGCUGCCGUCCCUUUCAAGCGAAUCCACGAGUAAUAAAAAUAGCAAGGUGAAAUCCGAGAGAGGUUUAAUUGAUUGGGAUCAGAAUCAGAGUCAGAACCAAAGUCACAACCAGCAACAAGCGGGUCGAAUCGGCGGCGGCGGAGGAGGGAAUACAUAUGCUUCGUCAGUCGGGCUUCAACGGCAAUCGAGCGGGAGUAGCUUCGGUGAGAGCUCGUUAUCGGGAGAUUAUCAUGUGCCGACACUUUCUUCGACGGCGGCAAACGAGAUUGAUUCGUUCGUGUACGGUCACGAUGAGAGCUUUAGGCAUGGGGAUUUGAGAACGAAAUUUGGGGGUUCGUCGACGGGUAAAAGCUGGGCGCAGCAAACGGAGGAGAGUUAUCAGUUGCAGUUGGCGUUGGCUUUGAGACUUUCUUCGGAAGCUACCUGUGCUGAUGAUGCGAAUUUUUUGGAUCCAGUUCCGGAUGAUUCUGCAAUUCUGACGACUAGCUCAAGCUCUGCUGAGACAGUUUCCCAUCGGUUCUGGGUGAAUGGCUGCUUGUCAUACUUCGACAAAGUUCCUGAUGGGUUUUAUUUAAUUCAUGGAGUGAAUCCAUAUGUCUGGGCUGUGUGCACUGAUCUGCAUGAACAUGGUCGAAUUCCAUCAAUUGAUUCUCUAAGAUCUGUUGAUCCUACUGUGGAUUCACCUCUAGAAGUGAUAUUGGUUGAUCGAAGAAGUGAUCCCAGCUUAAAAGAACUGCAAAAUAGAGUCCACAACAUUUCUUGCAACUGCAUAACCACAGAAGAAGUUGUCGAUCAGGUAGCAAAGCUUGUCUGCAGUCGCAUGGGGGGUUCAUCUACUACAAGAGAGGAUGACUUUGUUUCCUUUUGGAGGGAGUGCAGUGAUGAUUUAAAAGAUUGCUUAGGUUCAGUUGUGGUUCCUAUAGGGAGCCUAUCCGUUGGCCUCUGCAGACAUCGAGCUUUACUAUUCAAAGUGCUAGCUGACACUAUUGAUCUACCAUGUCGAAUUGCAAAGGGCUGCAAAUAUUGUAAAAGAGAUGAUGCUUCCUCCUGCCUUGUUCGGUUUGGGCUUGACAGGGAGUAUCUUGUUGAUUUAAUUGGGAACCCAGGUCACUUAUGUGAGCCUGAUUCCUUGCUCAAUGGUCCAUCUUCCAUCUCAAUUUCUUCCCCAUUGCGUUUUCCACAUCUCAAACCCGCUGUACCUGCCAUUGAUUUCAGGUCAUUGGCCAAACAGUAUUUUUCGGACUGUGAAUCAAUUAAUCUUGUAUUUGAUGAUGCUCCAGCAGGUACUACUACAAAUGAAGAAAAUCCUGGAUUCUCUCUUUAUCCCAAGAAACUCGAUAAGAUUGGCCCAGACAGAAAUGCCCUUGUGCAGAUCUCAAGUAAAAUAAAUGGUAGCUCACAGUUGCCCCUACGUCCUAACGUUGCUGGGCCAACUUCUCAUGAUGGAGAUUCCCAAUAUUCUCGGUCUAAAAUACACUCAAAGAACAUUAUUAAAGAUUCUUUAAAGCGUAUCUCUCCAAUAAGGCAUAGAGAUGUUGCAGUUCUAGGCUUCUCUGAUCCAAUUGUGGAUGCUAUUAAGGAUUCAAGGUUCUUUGAGGGCAGUCAACUUGUUUCUAGCAAACCAAGUAGGGAACUUGCCCUUGAAGUUGAUGAUUUGGACAUUCCAUGGAGUGAUCUUGUUUUAAGAGAGAGAAUUGGCUCUGGUUCUUUUGGAAUUGUCCAUCGUGCUGAAUGGAAUGGCUCUGAUGUUGCUGUGAAAAUCCUCAUGGAACAAGACUUGCAUGCUGAACGCAUCAAAGAAUUUUUGAGGGAGGUUGCAAUAAUGAAACGUCUACGGCAUCCAAACAUUGUUCUUUUUAUGGGAGCGGUUACUCAGCCCCCAAAUUUGUCAAUAGUGACAGAGUACUUAUCAAGAGGUAGCUUGUAUGGGCUUUUGCAUAAGCCUGGUGUGAAAGAGAUGUUGGAUGAGAGGCGUCGAUUGAGUAUGGCCUACGAUGUGGCAAAGGGAAUGAAUUAUCUUCAUAGACGCAAUCCUCCUAUUGUUCAUAGAGAUUUAAAAUCUCCAAAUCUUUUAGUUGAUAGAAAGUAUACUGUGAAGGUUUGUGAUUUUGGGCUUUCUCGUUUGAAGGCAAACACAUUUCUUUCAUCCAAGUCAGCAGCUGGAACUCCUGAGUGGAUGGCUCCAGAAGUCCUUCGUGAUGAGCCAUCAAAUGAGAAGUCUGACGUAUACAGUUUUGGUGUAAUUUUGUGGGAGCUUGCAACGUUGCAACAACCAUGGGGCAACUUAAAUCCAGCACAGGUUGUAGCAGCUGUUGGCUUCAAGGGCAAAAGGCUUGAUAUUCCACAUGAUCUGAAUCCUCAAGUGGCUGCCAUAAUUGAGGAGUGCUGGGCCAAUGAGCCUUGGAAGCGUCCUUCAUUUUCCAAUAUCAUGGAACGGUUAAAACCAUUGAGUCAACUUUCCAUCCCUCAACCGGGGCGUCCUGAUCUGCCAUUAGUCACCUGAAUGGUUUGAACUCCUGCAAAGUCUUCAUGCACAUAAUACAGCAUUCUUUUUGACAUUAUAUGCCUGGCAAGAUGCAUGCUGUUAAAUAAUCCAAGAAUUAGUGUUGUACAUGUCUGUUCUUAUAGCCAAUUGGGACUUCUGAAAUUUAACAUGGACUUAAGGGUGUGGAAAAGAAAAAAAGGAUUGCCAAAUAUCAUUGUUUCCAUAAGUAAAUUUUCACAUGCAAUUACGGGAAAAGUUGUAUCAUAUUGUCUCUCAUCGUUUUAUAUGUAAAGAUUGUAACCGAAAUUAGUUGAAUGAGAAGCAGCUCAUCGGCAUUCUAACAAAGAGAUAAGCCUUACAACGGGGUUAAUGGUGCCCCCCAUUGAAAUCCUAAAACUUUUUGAGAGAAUUAUGAAACUACCAAAAGUUUUUAUGCUUUUUUAGUUUUGUCCUCCAUUGGAAUUUGAUGUUGUUAAUUAUAUAAUUAGUAUUGAAUUUUUAAUUUUAAUUAGACAUUUCAUUUGUGAUAAUUUAAAUAUAUAAAAUUUCAUGUAACUUUUCAAGAAUAAUUUACCUCUCCUCCAUAAGGGACUAGCAACUGUUUUUGGUGCUUUUCAUUUGAUUUUGUUUCGAACGUGACAAGCGAACUUUUGCCAGUCCUUUCCCUUAUUCAAAGCUGCAAUUGUAGUAAUCGAGUGCUCUCGUGAAUGGAUGUUUAACUCCCUUCAAACAAACUGAUAGAAUAUUGAUCGGGCG